AUGCGACGAGGUUUCGCACGAGGUGUGCGUUACACCGCCGCUUCAGUGCUUCUAACAGCAACCCGUCAGGCCACAUGUUUAUUGUGUGAUGUGGAUUACACCUCAUGGGGAGAACACUCAAUGGGAACAGCACACAUUGCACGCAGCGCCAUUUGCAGAACAUACGUGGCCCCAGAGCGGCACAACUCCAUGAUGCAACAACUAUGGAAACACAUACGCCUGGACUUUGGGUAUAUUGAUGAUGUUACUCACAAGAAGGAAGAUCACAGACGUGGACGGCUUGCAUCUACGAUGCGACACUUACGAGAACAAGGUGUUCUUCGCCAUUCUCUUCCACAGUAUUCUGUAGAUGCACAGGGAAUUGGAACUUUUCGGAUUACAAAGGAUACCUUUGUAAACUUUAUGCUUGUAGGAGAGAGUUAUGCAAGACAGGAAACGAUGGAUCGAGUGGCGCGACUAAUGCCACGAUUAGAAGCAGUAGAGUUAAGUAGUGUUGUGCAGUAUAUAUUGUCAAAACGACGUCUUGCUCGAUUGUUUGAUGAACUCACUAUGCAGCAACUUAUUACACAUGAUACUACAUUAAAAGCUGAAGAGCCACGUGAUGAGACGGAAACCAACACCACAAAUCUCUCUAGCAAUACCGGAAAAGAAUCUUCUCCCAACACUUUAGGUGAAGUACCUCGACUGCGACAAGAUGAGAAGGCGGUGAUGCUGAUGAGUUGUCUGGGGGAACUGCAGAUGUACGCGCGACAGGAUCGCUCCCACAGUGUGGCCACGCGGGCUGCCGCUGAGCAACUCGUGCUGAAUGUGCUCGGCAGCCAUGUGAUGGAAAACAUCAUUGCGGAGUUGGUCCACGCGGUGCUGCAGAGUGUCGUGGAGGAGGGCACCCCCGUCUGGCGCGCCCACUGCAGUGAACUCAGCAGUAAACUCUUCGAGGGCACACGAUCCCCAUCCCCAUCCCUCUCUCCCACGCCCACUCCACCGUUAUCACUAUCACUUUCACGAUCCACAGCUGAGGAGGAGGAGUCGUCUUCAACGAAACGCACGGAGGAUCUUCUCGAGUUGUACGCUCUCGACGCGGAGCCAACAACGCCGAUGUUUCCACCAACGGCCGGGCGGCGGGUGUGGAGUGAGGUGACGCGGGCCCUCGCAUUAGAACUGACGGUGCCAAAUCCAGUCAACAAGAGCGCCGUGUAUGCACAGACAGCACCACGGCUAGCAGUCAAGAAGAAGGCGUAG
Molecule: messenger RNA, 1239 nt
Organism: Trypanosoma theileri
Lineage: Eukaryota; Euglenozoa; Kinetoplastea; Trypanosomatida; Trypanosomatidae
Product: putative RNA editing complex protein MP46
Exons: 1
Coding region: 1-1239 (412 amino acids)
Source: RefSeq, a predicted model, not a curated record